Penicillium longicatenatum is the source of this 1617-nucleotide messenger RNA. It is a transcript of the gene abd1, whose product is annotated as mRNA (guanine-N7)-methyltransferase. Gene Ontology annotation, biological process: 7-methylguanosine mRNA capping. Lineage: Eukaryota; Fungi; Ascomycota; Eurotiomycetes; Eurotiales; Aspergillaceae. Gene Ontology annotation, cellular component: nucleus. The transcript is spliced from 3 exons. The record is from RefSeq and is a predicted model, not a curated record. Bases 1 to 1617 code for a protein of 538 amino acids. Gene Ontology annotation, molecular function: mRNA 5'-cap (guanine-N7-)-methyltransferase activity.
AUGGACUCCUCGCCCGGAUCAGGAGCUCCAAAGAGGUCGACCCCUACCGGCGUCCCCGAGUUUAACAAGAAUGGAGCAUCUGCCUCGCCAGGCGCAUCAGAGCGCAAGCCGAACGAAGACCAGACAGGAAGCGACAACCAGCAAGCUCCGUCAGGUCCUGUCUCCAAACGCAGACGUAUGCAAGAAAGCCAACAAAACCGAAAGCGCGGCCGUACACCACCCUCAGUCUUCUCACGCCGUGACCGCUCCCGCAGUCCCCUCAAUGCCUCGUCUCGCGACGGCCCAUCCCGACGAUCUCGAUCUCCCCUGCAACCACGCAGUCCUCCCGCCGAUGACGCUCCCAAGCGCAAGCGACCAGGCGGCGGCGCCCGUAUGGGCAUCGUGGACCGUGAGACGAUGAGACGGAGACAGGAAGAUCGCGACCGCCAAGAAAUGGAAGAUGCAGAGCGGAUGUCCCGAGACCGUGGCGUAUCGGACGUCGUGCGGCAACACUACAAUGCGGUCCCGGAGCGUGGACGGGAGUGGCGCAAGACGGAGAGUAAAAUUAAGGGACUGCGCAGCUUCAACAAUUGGGUGAAGAGUACGUUGAUCCAAAAAUUCUCGCCUGAUGAGGAGUUUGGGGCACGAUUCGACGAUACAAAGGAUUGGGCAGAUGAUAGUAUGGGCCCGCCUCCUAUGGAUGAUAAGAGGCUUCUUGUGCUUGAUCUCGGCUGUGGAAAGGGUGGUGAUCUGGGUAAAUGGCAACUUGCGCCGCAGAAGGUGGAGCUUUAUGUUGGAUUGGACCCGGCCAACAUCUCUAUUGAGCAGGCGCGGGAUCGUUACGCUUCUAUGCGAUCCGGGCGUGGACAGCGGGGUCGACGCCCGCCUGCGCCGUUGUUUCAUGGGGAGUUUCAGACAAAGGAUUGCUUUGGCGAGUCGUUGGGGGAUGUUCGAAUUAUUCAGCAGGUCGGCUUUGAUGCCAAUGCUGGUCCUGGUGGAUCUAUGAUGGCGUCGCGGUGGGGUGGAGGUGGUUUUGAUGUUAUCACGUCCAUGUUUGCGAUCCAUUACGCAUUUGAGAGCGAGGAGAAGACGCGCCAGAUGCUUAGCAAUGUCGCUGGAUGUCUUAAGAAGGGUGGUCGUUUCAUCGGUGUGUGCCCGAACUCGGAUGUGAUCACGAGCCGUGUCAGCGCGUUCCAUGAACAGCGUCGGGGGCACGAGGCUGUCAAACCUGCCCAGUCUGAGGGCCCUGAAGAUGGCGAAGUCGAGGAGGAGGAGAAGUGCGAAUGGGGGAACGAUAUUUAUCGCGUUCGGUUCUCUGGUCCGACUCCUGAAAAUGGUGUCUUCCGCCCGCCAUUUGGAUGGAGAUAUACCUACUUUAUGCGCGAGGCUGUCGAGGAGGUGCCUGAAUAUGUUGUCCCUUGGGAGGCGUUCCGAGCCCUGACCGAGGAUUAUAACCUUGAGCUACAGUACCGCAAGCCUUUCUUGGAUAUUUGGGAAGAUGAGAAGAAUGACCGUGAUUUGGGGCCAUUAAGCGAGCGCAUGGGAGUCCGAGACCGGGCUACAGGUGCUCUGGCUAUGACAGAAGAGGAAAAGGAGGCAGCAAGUUUCUACCAUGCCUUCUGUUUCUACAAGGUCUAA